Carassius auratus (goldfish) is the source of this 1789-nucleotide messenger RNA. RefSeq names its product protein limb expression 1. Gene Ontology annotation, cellular component: cytoplasm. Bases 296 to 1201 code for a protein of 301 amino acids. The transcript has 7 exons. Gene Ontology annotation, biological process: autophagosome maturation. NCBI's taxonomy places the organism in Eukaryota, Metazoa, Chordata, Actinopteri, Cypriniformes, Cyprinidae. The record is from RefSeq and is a predicted model, not a curated record.
GAGUGGGAGUGUGCAACAGGCUGAGAGAGUGUGUAUGUGGUGAGAGUGUGCGUGAAUAUAAGGGAGUGCAGCGCAACAACCAACCUCACAGCUAAUUAGUUCAACCCUUGAUAAAAGCUGGGCCAGCCAGUGAAGAGAACCCCUGGGGGCUCCACAGACUGCUCUGGAGGCUAGAGAGGAGAAGGCUAAUACAGGUGGAGCUUAACUGAUGUUUCGAACUUCUCCGGAGCAUGUGAGAGCUGGAGACGAAGAAGGAGGAUUGCUGCGGGACGUGUGGGACUAGCAGUUGGAGAUCAUGUCUGGACCAGAUUCAGAUGAUGACAGAGCCUUCAAAGACUUAAAUGUUGUGGGAAUGCUUCACCAGUUUUGGGAGCAGAAGCAAAUGAAAGGCAUGAUGAUGGAGACAGAGAAUCUGGUAGUCUAUGAGUCCAUUCCCUCACCCGGCCCUCCGUACAUAUGCUAUGUCACCUUACCAGGUGGCAGCUGCUUCGGAAAUCUGAAGUACUGCUACAGUAAAGCCGAGGCCAGACGUGAUGCAGCUCGCAUUGCUCUGAUGAACUCCACAUUUAACGAGUUGCCCUGCCGCCGCAUCACUCCCGAGUUCAUAUCACGCAGCGUGAAGGAAGCCGUCAGCACCACCAGCAGUAACAUUGCAGAUGCAUCUGACCCCAGUACCAGCAUAGGAGCGUACUGUCUCAUGCUGGAGCUGAACACUGGGAAAACCAUGCUGGAAUUUCAGGAAAUUAUGACUGUUUUUCAACUUCUGCACUGGAAUGGCACUCUGAAGACUUUUCGGCAGAUGAGAUGUAGCCGCCAGGAGGUGAUCCUGUACUACUCCCAGCAGCGUCUGGACGAGCGUACGCGCAGCCACAUGGCUCUGGACUGGUUACAGAAGGAGCAGCAAUCGCCCGGCCUGCUCUCCCAAGAGCUGCAGCUGGCCAUGAAGGAGCUGGGGGAGGCCCGCAGAAUCGGCAGGGAGCUCCGUUUCUAUAAGGAGAAGAAAGAAAUCCUGAGCUUAGCUCUCAGUCACGCUAAUGCUGAGGAUCUGGAGGGCUACCAGAGUGAGGAGAUGUCCUGGAGGGAAGAGACUGAGUUUGAGUACUAUGCCCAGGAGGGACACUGUCUGGAGGAGAGUAUGACCAAUACUUCUGAGCACUGUCAGUGUCACUCUCAGGAGAGUGAUAGAGAAUCAAUGGAGUGAGCUCUGUGAGACAAAAUGUAUAUACUGUACAUCUUCUUUCAUACCCUUUAAAAACACAGGUUCCAAAAUGUGAUGUUCACAGCCAAGCUAUAGAAAAACAACUUUGGGUUCUCCAAAGAAACUAUAAUGUAGCACAUAUUCUUAAUUUCCUGUGCAUUUUAACACAUAAAAAUGGUAAUAAAGAUGUGAUGUAUAUAUAUUUUUUGCUGGUGUUAGUUUUACAAAUGUUUAGAGAGUUCCUAUCUGCACGAGUACGUUUUUAUUUGUGGUUGUUUUGAUCUUCUGCCAGUCUGCCAGUAGAGGACGCUGUUUCUGUACUUUUGUAAUGAAGUGUCUGUCCUAAUUUAACAGAAAGGAGCGCUAACAGCACUGUCAUUAUUCAUUUUUUAUUGUCGUUCUUGACUAGAAAUGUGAUUAACUCAUUUUUUAUUCCAAACAAAUACACACGCCUAAGCAGCUUCUACUGAACAUUUGCUAAUUAAAAUCAUUCCUUUGUAGAAGUAAUUGUGAAUAAAUGUAGGACCUGUUUGCAAUGUUUUGAUUAAAAUGGUAACCCUGACUAAUGUCCAUUAAAAUGGCUUCCUGUGU